This is a messenger RNA of Acanthoscelides obtectus, 1000 nucleotides long. The record is from the annotation of a GenBank genome assembly. Lineage: Eukaryota; Metazoa; Arthropoda; Insecta; Coleoptera; Chrysomelidae.
UGACGUCGCCAAAGCAUUUGGGAUACCAAAAACAACUUUCAAGCGUCGGUUAAAAGCAAACAACACUGAUAAGAAUGAUCGAUUGGGCCCGGAUUGUUCUUUGGGCUCGAAUGCCGAACUUAAAAUUGUUAAUCACAUCAAGAAACUGCAAAAGGCAGGCUUUGCACCCACCAGAACUGAAGUAAAAAUCAUGGCGUUUAAUUUAGCUCAGCGAAUGGGGAUCCCAAAUAAAUUUAAUCAAAAAGAAGACACCCGCCCAAACGCCUCAAACAGAAACAUCGCAGAUGAACAAUUUGUCAGUUAGAUCAGAAUCUCCUCAACCAGGCCCUUCCGGAAUUCAAAAUCCAAAAGCUUCACCUUGUAGCCCUAACAAGUCAUCAAUUCCUGAUGAAGUUAUAACACCUGGAAAGGCUCUUGAUGAGAUAAUGCCCGUGCCUGUUUUAUCUGCAGCAGUAAAAAGAGUCCGCAAAAAAAUAUCCGGUGAGAUUACAUCUGAAGAAUUUAUUAAAAAUAAGAAAGAUGCACAAAUCAAGAAGAGCUCAAAACCUGUGAAAAAAACAAAAAAUAAGAGAAAGCUCAGCGAAUCGUCAGUCUCUGAAGAUGAUGUUACUCUUGAUGACAGUUCUAGUGGUGAUGAAGACUUCAGUGAUUUAGAAAAUGAGUGUGUCGGAUGCAAGGAGGACUAUCGACAAACAUGUAAACAAGAUGACUGGUUACAAUGUAUGUUUUGUAAGCGUUGGUUACAUGAAACUUGUACUGGCUUCGUUAACCUUUGUAAUAAGUGUGGAAAGUCUGUAGCUACCAAAAAAUAGAAAUCUUAGCAUGGUCCAUCUCUCCUACCCCUAGAGGUCCAUCUCACCGCCACAGGGUAGGAUAGAUGGACCAAUGACAUACCUCUCAUGAUAUAUUUUUUUUUAGCUCUAUGAAUUGAUGUUUUUAGUUUUAAUCUAUACCAAAAGAAAUACCAAGUUAUGCUAUAUAUAUUUUUUUAGGUUUGUUG